CACAAAACAGAGGAACAGGUCGAAACAGAAGCUUCUCUCUACAUAUAUCAGCUUUUCACCACACAGCUCGGUUGUUACUAAUCGUCGGAUACAAAUUGUAAUUCCAUCCGAACGAAGAGUGCAAACCCCAAGAUCCCGUGGACUCGGAUUCUUUUUCCAUAAACCUCCGAUUGGGCGAUUUUUAUUUUUUUUUUCGAUUUCGCUGAACAUUGUGCAUUCGUAUAUAGAGAUUGCAAUUGUCUCCUACAUCCAGUAUUUCUCUUUGAAAAGAACGUCCUAGUUUCGCGUAUUUUUUUCGCUUGUUCCUUUUUGAUUUUCGCGUGUUGAAUCGUCCCGCUUAGUUUGAAACAAAAUGCAUUUGCAGACAAUCAAGAGUGUUGAGGAGCUUUUCGCCUUGAGUGUUCCUGACGACAAUGCCGUUCUACUUAUUUUAUAUACUGCCGAUUCUUGGUAUUGCCUGCAACAAUUACUAGAGAAACAUAGAGUUACUUGGGAUGAGAACAUAAAGAUUACCUUGGCGAAAUUUCCACUCACGUCAGAAGAGGCCAUUCUUUGUCAGCAACAGUACUCCCUCAAGCCAUCACCUUGCGCCUGCUUGAUUGAUAAAUCAGAGGUGAAGAAAACCGUAUACUUUCCUCCGGACAGUGCCGGGUUUUUAAAACUGCUUCGCAGACUCGGUGCGGGUUUUCAUUCCAAAAAACAAAACAUACCUAAGGAGUUUUCAGCAAGUACAGAGAAAACUGUUGAGUAUGUUGCGGAGACUCGGUCGCCUACAGAAUUGCCUAAGAGACGUGUGUCCGUAGACGUGGCGCGUUUGGAAACACAAAUGCAACCAGACAAAGAUGCUUGCUACUUGAAUAUUCGUUUGCGCUCAGGAAAGUCGUUGAAAGUUUAUUUUUCUUCAGACUCGACACUCGUCGAUGUACGCGCCUGGUUGUAUAGUCAAGGCCAGGGCAAGGACUAUGAGUUCGAGCACUCAUUCCCAUAUCGGCUUUUAACAGAGUCCGAUAAUACGAAGACCUUACGAGAAUUGGGAUUCUCACCAAGUGCUACCCUCUACUUAAAGCAGACUCAGAUUCCAAGUCAAAAGCGGAGCGCCUUGCGGUAUGUAAAGUACUUGCUCCCUCCCUUAUUUGCGGUUUAUAUUUACCGUGGCAUGUACAAGUAAAUGACAAAGCUUGUAUAUUGAUUUAACGAUUACGUGGACAAGUGCCCUUUAUGAACCAUGUGCUGCACUUUUAUCCCAAAACAUCUAUUAAGCAUUUUGGGAUUCCUGAAAACGCUUAAGUAAUGCCCUUGUAUUUUAUUUUUGCAUGUUCGGACUUUCUCUUUCUUAUGUUUUUUUUUUUGCUAUGUACUCUUCAUGUUUCCUUUCACGUUAUCUAUCUCAAUUUGUUUUCGUUUAAUGCAACUUCUUUUCAACACUCCUCAUGAUGUUUAUAUCCACAGUCAAUAAUGAUGUUUCAGUCAUAGUAUUGUCUAACCAUAUUCAUUAUCGUGUUC
Messenger RNA from Schizosaccharomyces japonicus yFS275, 1503 nucleotides. RefSeq lists its product as hypothetical. The transcript is spliced from 3 exons. The coding region runs from base 353 to 1168 and encodes 271 amino acids. The record is from RefSeq and is a predicted model, not a curated record. Lineage: Eukaryota; Fungi; Ascomycota; Schizosaccharomycetes; Schizosaccharomycetales; Schizosaccharomycetaceae.